AGUCAUACCCAAGUAGGCCUGUGACAUACAUUAUGAGUAAUGAGUCAUGAUUUGUAAAUAAGCCAACAUACGUAUUCUACUGAGAAUGCAACACAUGUCAUUUACUCAUCAUAGAUGGACUCGGUGUGUUAUGUUAAAAUUUUGACCUUGACUUUAAAAGCAAACACCAGUAUAAGAAUUUCAGAUGGACCAUAUGUCAGGCUGGAAAAUACGGUGACAAAGCCACAAAAUGUACAUGUAUGCCCCAGUAUAUGUGUUAUUGAAUACCGGCGGGUUACACAGUUCACUUCCAGAUUAAGCAGCAAUCCUGAGGAAUUUUCUGGCUAUAUCCCAGUCGAUAAAAUUGCAAUCAGUUAUACAAAGUCAAGUGGACCUGGAGGGCAGAAUGUAAAUAAAGUGAAUUCAAAGGUUGAAGUGCGCUUCCAUGUCGACAGUGCUGACUGGAUCCCUGCAUGGAUUCGAGAACGACUUUUACAUGAACAGCGCAGCCGCAUCAACAAAGAUGGUGUGUUGAUUGUGACCUCGGAAAAGACACGCAAACAGAUGCUAAACCAGGCAGACUGCAUGGAUAAAAUCCGGACAAUGAUCUUCAACUGUAGCCGACUGCCUCCGGAGCCCACAGAGGAAGAAGUCAAGCUGAAGGAAGACAGAAUCAACAAGGCAAAGAAGAGGGUUUUACUGGAGAAAAGGCAGAAUUCCUUGAAAAAGCAGAGUAGACAGCCCCCUACAAUAGGAAGUGUGUGACAUAUGCUUUUUUAACUGAACAUAUAAUUCAGUCUGGGUAUAUCUCUAUGCGUGUGUGUAUGAAAUGAGAUCAGGGUGAAGCCAGCUCAGAACUCAUUAUUAAAACCUGUCAGAGCAUUGGUUAGCAGUGCUAUUAACAGCAGACAAAAUCUUUCACAGAAACCCUCAGUAGAAUGUUCCCAUGGAUGUUUGCGAGCCACUGGCCCAAUUUGUCAGUGACCGACAGUCUGUCAGAUGUAUGCUGUGAAGAAGACAUGUAAUCUAUGGAUACAAGAAAACUGGUGUCAAAGUGUGGUCACAAUGGAUAGUUCAUGAAGUGAAAUACAGGCAACAUGAAUGUUGUGUUACUUUGAUUCUGUAACACCAAUUGCUCGCUGUUGGAAACGCUUUAACGCAGUUCAGAACAGCUGACAUUUUAACACAUCAGCUUCCCUAUCAUCACAGGAUGUUUAUUGCUAUGGUGUAAACAUGGGAGUUCAUAACUUCAGCUGUACAGUGUGUUAUAGUGUUGUUUACAAGCAAAUUAAGUAUUGGAUUGUUAAUUUGUAUGCAAAGUCUCUGUUGAUACAGCAUACUUGUUUGAUACAGCAUACUUGUUUGCAGACUUAAGAUAAUGAUGUACACACUUUAAAACGUUAUUUAGCAGCGAGAAUUUCUGUUCCAAUAAAUUUAUUUAUUCGAGUUUCUCAGUGUACUUAAGAAUAUUUCACUUAUAUAACGGCAGCCAGCAUUAUGGCAGGAGGACACUGGGUCCUAAACCCACAUUCAUCCGCAGGUUACUGGCAGACCAUCCCACGUAUAUGCACAACCGGAGAGGAAGUCAACAUAAGCUGGAUUCACAAUAAGAGGCUUCAGGGUAACAACCAGGCCAUGGCUGAACCCAGUUUCAUUAAAUGUUGAUGACUCAAUAUUAGCUCCAUCAAAACAGCAUUGCUUAACAUUACCAUUGAAGGUGUUAAGCGAUAUAUCAUAACCAGCUCAUUUUGACAUCCUACAUCCUACCAAAAAGACAAAUACAGCCUGUGUUGUGUCAGCGGUUUAUUAAGCACUAGCAUUGUUCAGAUAGCUGGUAAUAUUUAUUGUAUUUGUUUCAAUGAAUUUAUUUUAUUUCCUCCAUUCAAUUUAAGACUGCAGGUUGGCUACUCUAACACAUUGCGCUCAGUCUCAAUGUGACAGGUGGGCCUCCUUGGCUCAGUUUGUUAGCGUGCUUGCGCAGCAGCAUGACCCACGAGUCUCUCACCAAUGCAAUUGCUGAGAGUUCAAGUCCAGCUCAUGCUGGCUUCCUAUCAGGACGUCCCUGGGAAGGUCUUACAGCA
Messenger RNA from Liolophura sinensis, 2060 nucleotides. RefSeq names its product large ribosomal subunit protein mL62-like. Gene Ontology annotation, cellular component: mitochondrial large ribosomal subunit. Bases 115 to 744 code for a protein of 209 amino acids. Gene Ontology annotation, molecular function: translation release factor activity, codon nonspecific; peptidyl-tRNA hydrolase activity. The transcript is spliced from 6 exons. The record is from RefSeq and is a predicted model, not a curated record. NCBI's taxonomy places the organism in Eukaryota, Metazoa, Mollusca, Polyplacophora, Chitonida, Chitonidae. Gene Ontology annotation, biological process: mitochondrial translational termination.